Messenger RNA from Colletotrichum karsti, 492 nucleotides. RefSeq names its product duf1690 domain-containing protein. The coding region runs from base 1 to 492 and encodes 163 amino acids. The transcript is spliced from 3 exons. NCBI's taxonomy places the organism in Eukaryota, Fungi, Ascomycota, Sordariomycetes, Glomerellales, Glomerellaceae. The record is from RefSeq and is a predicted model, not a curated record.
AUGGGUGCCAGCGAGUCCAAGCCGUCCUCCCAGCCGCCACACCUGUGGCAGGCCAAGUCCCCCGCCGGCCUCUCCCACGACCUCGUCGAGCACCUGCAGAGCAGCCCCGAGACCGAUGCGUCCCGUGCCCAGCUCUCCGAGCUCCAGAUCCAGGCCCGCGUCGCCGAGGAGCUGAAGCGGCUGCAGGCCAAGGAGUCCGAGGCCCUGCGCCUCGCCCACGAGAAGAUCGCCGCCGAGGACAAGAAGGCCGCGCCCGAGGGCCAGCGCAGCCACGAGAGCGUGUCGAAGGAGGUCGAGGCCCUGCGCGCGAAGCUGGCCGACCGCAAGAAGAUCCGCGAGCUCCCCGAGGGCGUCGAGGCCGCCCGCGGCGCGGUCGUCCGCUGCCUGCGCGACAACGACCGCCGGCCGCUCGACUGCUGGAGGGAGGUCGAGGCGUUCAAGGAGGAGGUCAAGAGGUUGGAAAAGGGCUGGGUCGAGAAGGUCAUCUCGUAA